Messenger RNA from Symbiodinium pilosum, 555 nucleotides. Lineage: Eukaryota; Dinophyceae; Suessiales; Symbiodiniaceae. The record is from the annotation of a GenBank genome assembly.
AUGCAGGGCUCCUGGCGCCGUGGGCUUGUUGGUGCACUGGCACUGACUGGCGCCGCUUUGACAAAGCUACGCCCGGCCCGAGCCGGCCAGUACCCAGUGCAAGGCAGUGAUGACAUCAUGACGCCAAAGAGUCAUGGCUCGACUGACCGGCCAGUGCAGGAGGGUCUUCGAUGGAGUGUCGACUGGAACACCGCAGACAGGAUCUGCAGCUUCAAUCGCCACUUCGCAGAGUAUGCCGGCUACUGGCGCUCGACAGCCUUUCUCAAAGAAGCCAACCGUGAGGGCGAGACCUUCUAUGACUCCGUGACUGGUAAACCACUCUUCAUGGCUCCGAGGGGCAGGACCUGGGAGGAGUUUGAGAAGGAGUCCCUUUCCCAUGGCUGGCCUUCCUUCCGCGAUGAGGAGGUUGUCUGGGAGAAUGUUCGCUGCUUGCCUGGUGGCGAGUGCGUCUCAGUGGAUGGGACCCACCUCGGUCACAACAUCCCAGAUUUCAACGGCAACCGCUACUGCAUCAACCUGGUAUCGGUUGCUGGGAAGCCACGGCUGAUCGGCUAA